Molecule: messenger RNA, 4177 nt
Organism: Caretta caretta (loggerhead turtle)
Lineage: Eukaryota; Metazoa; Chordata; Testudines; Cheloniidae
Gene: SLCO2A1
Product: solute carrier organic anion transporter family member 2A1
Biological process (GO): sodium-independent organic anion transport; prostaglandin transport; transmembrane transport
Cellular component (GO): basolateral plasma membrane
Molecular function (GO): protein binding; prostaglandin transmembrane transporter activity
Source: RefSeq, a predicted model, not a curated record
UGGAAGAGAGAUAGCAGGCAGCAUGGAUUAGCGUGUGGGGGAGCGCAACUUGUGCUCUUUGGCUGAGAGCACAGAGAGCUUGCCCUUCUCUCCAUUUUGGUGGGGAGCACUCAGAAGCACGCCUGAAAUGGGAGCAGCAGGAGCCACUGCUGAGGACCUGGUGGAGUGCACCCACGGAAGAGUUCCAGCUGAGGACCUGGUGGAGCAGCACCCACCCCUGAUGGGAGAAGAGGGGGGCUUCCAGGCAGGAUUGACCAAACCACCUCCUCCAAUCUCUCCUGGGGGCGAGGAGAAGGAAGGAGUCAAAGGUCAGUGAUUGUCACACUCAUCGCAGCAGCUGUAAAUAAGUCAACCUGAUUUCUUCACACAAAGCCCAAGUUCAUUUGACCUUGCUGAUACCCUGGGAGUGCGGAACUAUGCUUGCUGGAACUGGUCCAAAGAAGUGGUCUAUGAUUCAUUCCUUCCUUCAGCUUCACCACAGCAGAGGCGGUGGUCCCCAGAUGUCAUGGACUGAAGCAGUUUAUCAAACUGAAUGCAGAGGGGGAAGUAUGUGACCAUCAAGACUCUUCUGGGAUAGGCACCAUGUUGCUUGCUGGCUUUCGCAAAUUUGAAUAGAUUUAAGAAUAAGGACAGGCUUUCAGAGAAGUCUUGUGGACAGCAUGUGGAUACCAAACAUUUCAGUGCUGGGACAAUUUCCAUGUAACCCCCCCCCCAUCAUCUUUUAAGUCUCUAGUUGCUUGCAAGUGUCUUAGGAACUACAGUGCUGGCAUUUCAUGAGGACUGAGCCUGGUGUAGAAUCUCAGCUGUACUGGAAUCUCUAACCAACAGGCCCGUGUGCCUACCUGCCUCCCCCUAUUUCUCCAGCCUGCCCCUACUGCUAUAGGAAUGGAAAGGAGGAGGGUAGGAGAAAUAUGAGGGAAUAUUUAUUUGGUGUCAUUUUUCUUGUCCCGCUGGGGCAGGGAGCAGCCAAGCUGAACAUCUCUGGCUUUCGUUUUGUCAGCUGCAAUACUCAUGUGAUGUCCCAGAGUGACAGAGUUACAGCAGGAGCGAAGCUUCCCGGGAACGGUCACUUCAUUGUUAGGUGCUGCCCCCCUGGAGGAGACAUUUAACUGAGAUCCCUAGUACCCAGCUCCGGUGGACCUCAUUGACAUUCUGUCUCUCAAUGAGACGGUUUCUGUGCAACGGUUUCUCUUGUUUCACGCUGUGCGGGUCAGGACUGAAUGGACUGUUUGUUGUUUGUUUGUAGUGUGUCUAGCACUAUGGUGCCCCAGCCUGGUUCAGGCCUCUCUGUGCUAGUACAGAUGAUAAUGAGACUUCAUUGCUACAUUUGGGUAUGGUACAGUUACUGGAUACAACUGUACUGCCGUUAACUGCCUCAAGUGCUGAUGGUGAUCUGUUGAGCAAUUCUAACCAAACAAUGGGAGUUCAGCCUGAAAACAGCAAAGCUCCAGGCGUCAGCAGUAGCCCCCAAAACUGUCGCACCUGUUACCAGAACAUCUUUUGCAAUAUCAAGGUGUUUGUGAUUUGCCAUGGCCUUCUCCAGUUAUUCCAGCUUCUUUACAGUGCUAACUUCAAGAGCAGCCUGACCACCAUUGAGAAGCGCUUUGGGCUCUCCAGUCUCUCUUCCGGCUUCAUCUCCAGCCUGCAUGAGAUUGGCAAUGUUGUCCUCAUCAUCUUCGUCAGCUACUUUGGCAAUCGAGUUCACCGCCCCCGGCUUAUCGGCUUGGGGGGCCUGCUGCUAGCCCUGGGGGCUUUCCUGGUGACCCUUCCACACUUCCUCUCUGACCGGUACAAGUUUGCCCAAAUGAACACGGGUAACAAGAGUCACACCAAGGCCUAUCUCUGUCACAAGGAGGAUAUGUUUGUGUGUCCCAGCACCACCCAGGACCCCCGCAAAGAGGCAAGCAGCAUGUGGGCAUUGAUGGUCAUUGCCCAGCUGUUAGCUGGGAUUGGAACUGUUCCCAUUCAGCCCUUUGGGAUCUCCUAUGUGGAUGACUUUGCUGAGGCAAACAAUUCUCCACUGUACAUUGCAAUCCUGUUUUCCAUCGCUGUGUUCGGCCCGUCUUUUGGAUACUUGCUGGGGUCCGUGGUGCUGCGGCUUUUUGUGGACAUUGGGAGACCUGACGUGAAUCUCAUAAAUUUGACACCACACGAUCAACGCUGGAUUGGAGCCUGGUGGCUGGGGCUGCUCAUCUCUUCAGGCUGCCUGCUGCUCAUCUCCAUUCCCUAUUUCUUCUUCCCUCGGUACAUGUUCAAAAGGCAGGAUGCAGGCGCCGAGGCAGACAUGCUGAAGAAGAUGGAGAAGGCAAAGGCUGAAGAAGUCUCCCUGACAGAGUUCAUUAGAAAAUUCCCUCGGAUCUUUCUCAAGCUGCUCCUCAACCCCCUCUUCAUUCUCCUGGUCCUGGCUCAGUGCAGCUUCUCCUCAGUCAUAGCUGGUCUCGCCACCUUCCUCAACAAGUUCCUGGAGAAACAGUACGGCACCACCUCGUCCUAUGCCAACUUCCUCAUUGGAGCUGUGAACCUGCCCGCCGCCGCACUGGGGAUGCUUCUAGGAGGAAUCAUCAUGAAGCGCUUUGGCUUCUCCAUCAAAGCCAUCCCACGGUUUGCACUGGUGGUGCUCCUCAUCUCCGUCCUCUGCUGCCUCCCCCUUUUCUUCAUGGGCUGCCCUACACAGACCAUUGCUGGGGUUUACCCACCCAGUACAUCGAGUUCCCAGUCACAAGCUAAGUGCCCCACUGCGUGCUCCUGCUCAGAGUACCUCUUUCACCCUGUCUGUGGAGACGACAACGUGGAGUACAUCUCCCCCUGCAAGGCUGGCUGCUCGGAUUCCAUUAAUUCCUCCACGCCCAAGGACAUGAUCUACGUGAACUGCUCCUGUAUCCACACCAAGAAUGGACAGUCCUCAGCAAAGACAGGUUCCUGUUUGGUCAGCUGUUCCCAUUUACUCCUUCCUGUCAUAUUCCUCAUCUCGUUUGCUGCCCUGAUAGCAUGCCUGUCUCACAAUCCCCUCUACAUGAUGGUAUUACGGUUGGUGAACCAGGAUGAAAAGUCAUUUGCUAUUGGAGUCCAGUUCUUACUGAUGAGACUGUUAGCCUGGUUACCUGCUCCAGCUCUCUUUGGUGUCAUCAUUGACUCCUCCUGCCUCCACUGGAAUAAGCAAUGCAGCAAGCGAGGAUUCUGCGCCUACUACAACAACGACUUCCUUCGUAGCAGAUACAUAGGCCUCCAGAUGGGGUACAAACUCCUUGGCAUUCUGCUGCUAGUCAUCAUCAACUGGCGGGUGAAGAAGAACAAGGAAUACAACGUGCAAGAUAAGGCAGCUGGCCUGGUCUAGCCCUGACCUGCAAACGGACCCCUGAGCGCACCCUUCCUAGCCUAUCCAUAUUUACUACCAGUACUUAGCCUUUUCAUGUUAUUUUGUAAGAAAACAACUCCUUAUUAGCGUCUGAGCUCCACUAUGCAAAUUGCUCUGUAACCCAGCUAUGCAGACCAUGGCCAGACAUCGUUGCACUUCCAAGGAGGGGAAUGGAGAACAAACUGGGCUUUCCAGUGUGGAUUUCCCAGGACACGUGGAAAAGAAGAGCCGGUGGGCGAGAACUCGUGAAGAGACCUAUUUGAGAUCUGAGAGCAAGGUGUUCUCCAGCAGAGCGUCACUCAUCCCCAAAGAAAAGGGGAUUUAUUUUUGUUUUCUAAAGGAGAAAUAGAAGAGGGGUCUGGCCUGUGAGGAGGAACCCCUGGGCUGCCCCAAGAGCAUCUAGCCUCUUGGAAGACUUUGAACAUGCAGGAAUGGCAAGUGGGAAAAAUUCUACUUGGGGUAAAGCUGUUACAGCUGCUAAAGCCGUGUGUAUAGGCUGGGGGAGGGGGACAAGGAGUGAGAGCCCUGUCCACUGCUCCAGAAAUUCCUGUCCACCCCCUGUGUCUGUGAAAGAGCUUGCUUCAGUCCAAUGUAUUCUAUCUCAUGCCAUGUAUGCUAUGCCUGGCCUGGCAGGGGGACCAGAGGAGGGAGGGGGACCAGUCAUGGCAUUAGCAUCAAAGAAAUUUAUAGUCUCUGCUCAGAGAUCUAUUCCCUCCCCCUCACACACAGGCCAGCAUGGACACAGAUAGAUGAACUGUAUGAAGUUAGUGCUAGUAGUUUAUUUUGCAAUGUCAUGUUUUUAAAUAAAACCCACGUUUACUA